Molecule: messenger RNA, 4908 nt
Organism: Oncorhynchus mykiss (rainbow trout)
Lineage: Eukaryota; Metazoa; Chordata; Actinopteri; Salmoniformes; Salmonidae
Product: isthmin-2
Source: RefSeq, a predicted model, not a curated record
AGAAAGCAUAUAGUUUAUCCUGUUUAUAUAAAAGUACACACGCAGCAAAGAGCGGUAGGGAGAGAGUGGACACACAAGCCGAUCUCUGAAAUAUAUUCAUAUAGUUAAAUAGGUGAAUAACUGGGGCCAAUAUCGGCAUGUAAAACUGUAUCUGUUACUGGAGAGUGACGCCUCUUGCCGUGAAGUUUGCAUUGACGCACCAUAUUUUUACAUGAAGGGUAGUGUGAAAGUAGACCUAUGAUCAGCGCCUUUGCUCAGGGGGAAUGUUUUCUUGACGUGUGACACCUAAUGUGCCUAAUGGUGUUGGCUCCCUGGUAAUCCAUUUAAUCCAGUCUACAAAGUCACUUAUCUCCUCUCCCAUUAUGCGCGUGCCAAUUAUCAGUCGUUUCUGUGUCCCGGUCACAUCUCCAAAGGGCUCUCUCCCUCUCUAUUUGGAUAACUAGAUCCGCGAGACACCCCCUCUUAAGCAUCACCCCUCUCUUCAACAGUGUGGAAGGUGUGAAGACGUGCGUAUCCGAACCAGUGCGACUCAGACACUGAUUGAUUUGGACAAACCUGCGUUGUAGAUAAUCGACUGACUUCAAUUGGAUAAUGGAUUAACGCGUCAGAGAUAACGCAAACAGGCUAUUCUCAACUCCAGAUGUCAAUGUAUUGGAAGAAAACACUCACCCAUCCAUAAGGAAGUGUACCCAACUAUUUUAACCUAGUUGAAUAAACCGUUCACCGGUGCGCACUGAGAGAGUGCGUGGUUGUGUGUGUGUCUUUUGUACUUAUAGCCCAAGUUGGUCUGGUUAAAUGGGGAGGCUUGAAGAACCUAGACAUUGACCUAGACGCAACAUAUAGGCAGGCAGGCAGGCAGACAGUGAAAGGAGAAAUCAGUCGCUUUGAGAGUCUGAGUGGUCAGAGUUGCGUCGAAGUGCGGCAGAGGGAUAUGGAUUGUGCGUCGAAUGCCAUCGGACAUCAGCGCGCAUCUCUAUCAAGAGGAAGACUCUAAAGCUGUUGCUGCUGGUCGAAUAGGUGACCUGCUCGUAAGGAAACAAGUUCUGGAAAAGAGAAGCUCGGAUGAGGACAGAAAACAACGUUUCUCUCGCUACGUAAAGAAUAUACAAGUUAGGGAUAGAUUGGGGACUUCAAAUUACUUGUUAGUUGUCACUUCAAUGGAGAAAAUGAUUCAAGUCGGAGGGAGAUGUCUGACAAUAUUGAUGAUCUUUUUAGUACUUUUCGUUGGAUUGGUGAUGGGCUUUCCCACCAAACAGCACAACGGCGUGUCUUUGGAGGCUCGUGCUCAGUCGCCCGCCAGUGGGGUCCAUCGUGGACCGGAGGCCCUGGAGCAGCAGAACCAGGUCCAGAGCCUCCUCCCCCCUGACACGGAGCACCGCCACAAGAGGAGGUGGUCUCACUCUCAGCAUCGCUCCGUAGGGGUUCUGCCCCAGCCUGAGCCGGAGGAGGAGAUGAAACCCUUCGUUCUGGACCUCAAGAACUUCCCCGAGCUCGCCAAUGCAGAUAUCAGCUCUCAGAACCCCAACAUCCAGGUGACCAUUGAGGUGGUGGAUGACCCUAACAUAGAAGUGGAGAUGGAUCUGGUAACGGACAAGGACUGGAUCCCUCCUUCCUCCCCUUCCACUGUAGACUGGCUGGGCGGUAAGAAGCUGUUCUGGCCCCUGUUCUGGGGCUACACAGAUGCUGACUCCAGUGAGGAUGGAACUGGCCGCUCAGGGCUGGAGGAGACUGAAGAGGAGGAGGAGGACGAUUACCUGUUGGAGUAUGGUAGUGAGGAGCCCCUCCCAAGUGGAGUGGGGGGAGACUGGGACAGUCGCUGGAACGAGGGUUGGGACGCCACUCAUAGCUACUAUGAGGAGGGGACGGAGGAGUGGAGUGCCUGGUCUCUGUGCUCAGUCACCUGUGGUCAUGGAGAGAGGAAGAGAACACGGUCCUGUGGUUACAGCUGCACCCUGACAGAGGCCACCAAAUGUGACAUGGAGCCUUGUCCAGACGCUGUCAACACAGUGGCUGAACCUUUCCCCUUCGAGAUGGAGAACGGCACUGAACCGUUUGGCACAGAUGUGGACACAUGUGAGAAGUGGCUGAACUGUAAGAGCGACUUCCUCCAGAGAUACCUCAACCAGGUCCUUUCAGAACUACCCAGCUGCCCCUGUGCCUACCCCUCGGCCGCCGCCUACACCGUGGUCAGCGCUUUCGACGAGGGACACGACCGGACCUUCCGUUGGCAUGACGCCAGUGGCCCUAAAGAACGCCUGGACAUCUACAAACCCUCUGCGAGGACUUGCAUCCGCUCUGCCCUCUCCAGCGAUGUCGCUACGCUCGGCGCCCAGCACUGUUGCUACGACGACCGUGGCUGUCUGAUCACACGGGGUAAGGGUGCAGGAACGCCCAACCUGAUCAGCACGGAUUUCUCCCCGGAGCUCCACUUCAAGGUGGACGUGCUUCCCUGGAUCCUGUGUAAAGGGGACUGGAGCCGCUUCCACGCGGUGCGGCCGCCCAACAACGGCCUGGUCUGCCCGGAGAACCCCCACCAUGACGUGUUCAUGAACGAGCUGGAGGAGGCCCGGGAAUACUGAGAACACACACAGCAGCCAAAACUACACUAACCAGAAUUCACCCGUACAGUGGGGCCCAAUCCUAACUUGAGAAGGGAGCGCUUGUAGGACUGUUUUGCAUAGCUUUUUGCAUUUUGCAUAUAAGGAGGUAUGGCGGUUGCAAGGUUGAGGUGCAAGUUGAUUUCAAGUUAGGAUUUGGCACAUUAAACACCCUGUGACCAGACCCAACAGAACAGAACUGAACUUCAUUGAACUGAACAACAACUAAAAAAGACGCAGUCCUGUCAAUGCUUGCCGACGUGUUUCGCAUCCAGCAUGGUACCAAGCUCUCUGUCUCUCUCUCUCGCUGUCUGUCCAUGACAUUGUCGUCUAGCCUGUUGGUGGCUUGUUGUAGGUGUUGUGGCUCUGUGUGACUGACAAAGGCAACAUAAACAUCCCAAAUGUACUUCCUGAUUUGAUUUUGCUGUGUGAGAUGUUUGAUACUGUAGUAAGUCUUGUUUUGAAAAGGGGAUUGUGGAAUGUGUCAUGCCCAACACAUGAAUAUAGUCAUAACUAUGCUGCUAUGAGAAGAUGAAGUUAAAUAGGUACUGGAGGGGGAUAUAUGAUUCAACAAACAUGAAUUUGCUGAAAGGUUAUUCUUAAAAAAUAUAAUCUAAAGCUGAGGAGAGAAUUUGGUCUAAAGAAAGAAGUUUACAAGCACGAACAACCACACCCAGCACCUCAUGCUCAUUCUUGAUAACAUGCCAACAGAACAACUUCUUAGAAGCUUGGAGGUGGAGACAGUCUUCUGGUCUGGACUGAACUUCUCAUCCUCUGAAGCUUGGAGGUGGAGACAGUCUUCUGGUCUGGACUGAACUUCUCGUCCUCUGUUUCAACAUUGACAGUUUGAGAACCUUCAAUCAUGGAUGUUUCUACAGUUUUCUCAGGGGGACUCAUAUUGUUAGAGAUUAUAGCCCAUAUGUACCUCAACAGUGGAGCAGCAUUGGGAACCACUACUUCAGAGUGCACUUCAGAGUGCACUUCGGACUGUACUUCAGAGCGCACAUUAAAGAUGAGAAUGGUACCUGUUACGGAAACGAAAAAGUUGGAUCUACAGUGUAAAUGGAUGAAGAGCGGAUAAAUACAGUAUUAAUUCAGAUAAAGUUAUGAAAUGAUGCUCUUUGUGCGGUUUUUGGCAAGCCAUUUUUUCUGUCAAUGUAAUUAAAGUUGAAUAGCUGUUCUAUUCCAUUGCGAUAUGUUGCAUUGUUUUUGCAAAGACUUCAUAGGAGUGGGAACUGUUGGCUUGAAGUCUUAACAUUUAUGCUCCAAACCUCUUUCAGGAAUUCAGUUUUUUUUUUAAUGUGUGCAAACAUGCAUUACAUUUUGAAAUCACAUGUUGUUGUUUUUUUAAAGGAAGGCACUUUAUUUAAGGUAUAUAUAUAUAUAUAUAUAUAUAUAUAUAUACAAACGAUGGCAUGUAUGAAAAUCAAAUGUUUAUAUGUUAUAAUGUUAUAAUUGUGAAAGGGUAACUUGCCAGAAAUGCUGCAUUGUUCAUUUGUAAAGUAUAUUAUCAUGUGAGUUUCUGUUUUAAAAGCAUGGUUGAUAUUUUGUGAUUUCUUAAACUAGUAUAACUAUACUCAUAGAAAAAAGGUGCUAUCUAGAACCUAAAAGGGUUCUUCGGCUGUCCCCUUAGGAGAACUCUCAGAACAACCCUUGUUCGUUCCAGGUAGAAUCCUUUUGGUUCCAAGUUGAACGGUUUUGGGUUCCAUAUAGAACCUUUUCAACAGAGGGUUCUACGUGGAACCCAAAAUGGUUCUACCUGGAACAAAAAAAGGGUUUUACCUGGAGCCAAAAAGGGUUGUCCUAUGGGGACAGCUGAAGAACCCUUUUGUAACCCUUUUGUCUAAGAGUGUACCAUAUUGUCUUGUACAGUAUUUAUUGUCCGUUUUUUUAAGUCUGCUAAAGCUUUGAAAUGACUCUACUAAAACCCACAUGGUGCGCUACUAGGAAUGCAAAAUUCACAACAUUCACUUUCCCAAAAUACCCAGGUAAAGAAAAUCCUGGCUGGAAUAUUUGUGGAAUCAGCAGGGCAUAACCUGCGAGGGAAUCAUCCAACCUGGAGUUCUUCAACUGGGAUUUCUGGAAAACUCCUGGAAUUGUUUCGGGAAAGGUUCUGGAAUCUUUAAAACCUACUUCGGACUGAGACACUCUGACUCCACGGUGACGUCAGAAGGGAAACGACCUGCCUCACAUGAUAUGACCACUCCAACAGCAACUCCAUCAAGUGUCUGUAUCGUUUUAUCAUUUUAUUGUACUUCUGUGCUAUGAAAAUAUGUUGUGACAAAUACAAUGAGGAAUAUAAAGACGUUUG